Molecule: messenger RNA, 2262 nt
Organism: Salvia splendens (bonfire salvia)
Lineage: Eukaryota; Viridiplantae; Streptophyta; Magnoliopsida; Lamiales; Lamiaceae
Exons: 4
Coding region: 1-2262 (753 amino acids)
Source: RefSeq, a predicted model, not a curated record
AUGGUGUUCGAUAUGCAGCUGCGACAAGCAAAAUAUGAGAAGAAGAUGAUGGCUCAUAAGCAUGAGCAGGAGGCUGCCGUUCGCCAACAAACGAUCGUUAACCGCAAUAUUAAUGAUGCUCUAACUAAUCUCGCGGCCUCUCUCCGCACAAAGACCGCCCUCCAACAGGUCGUCGAGAACCCGGCGCCGUCCACUCGGGGCUGGGCUUUGCCGCCAUCCAUCACAACACAACCGAUCGAUUUUGACGCAGAGUCGUACCCCAAGUUGACCUCGGGACCCCCACGUUUCUCGGGUGAAAACGCGGUUAAAUGGAUUCGGAUGAUCCAAAAGUAUUACAAUCACAAUUUCACACCCUUGGUUGACCGCCUAUAUCUCACAUCGUUUUUAUUUGACGAUGAGGCGGAAGAUUGGUUAGCCUAUUUUGAAGACAACACCGCCUCCAAAUCCUGGGAUUCUUUCCUCCUCGCGGUGAAAAAGCGGUUCGAUCCUGAUCUUUACGAGGAUUACGUCGGGCGAUUGGCUACCCUCCGACAGACGUCCACUUUGGAAGCCUAUCAAACUGAGUUCGAGGGUAUGCUCCAGAGAGUUACUGACGUCGGGGACUCCACGUUGACUUCCUUAUUUGUCGCCGGCCUUAAACCGGCUUUGAAACAAGAGCUUUUGACGCGACGCCCCGCUACCCUGCAGGACGCGUUCGCCCUAGCGCAGCAGCUGGCCAUUUGCCAGGCAGUAGCAUCUCCAGUUUUCAGUCCGAAACCAUCUUGGCAGAACAGGGGGAACAACACAGUUCAGCAGACAGACCCUAAUGCCAAGAAGGACAUCCCGCCUGAUCAGAAGCAGAUCACAUGUCUGUGCAAAGAAGUUUUAUGCACUCAUGGCGUGGAUGACGGCGACGACGAGCUUUCACUGGACAACGAGACUACCCCUGAGGACGAUGGUAAAAAUAUGGCGAUUACGGGCGAUGUCUCCAGGAUCCUCGUUCUUUGUCCUAAGAUCAAACCACGCUCAAUUCACCUGCGGGGGCGCAUCAACGGCACGGAGGUUUCUAUUCUGAUUGAUGGGGGUAGCACCCACAACUUUAUUCAACCAGCAGUAGCGGAAAAGUUGAGCCUACCGGUUAAUGCUAUAUCUCCAUUCCGGGGUCACCAGUUUGGAAUCGACUUAUAUGUGCUCCAAGUCAAGAGUCCGGACUUCAUUCUAGGUGUUCAAUGGUUACAGGAUCUGGGCGACAUCACUAAAAAUUACCGGAACCUCACUAUGCGCUUCGAAUGGAACGAUCAACCGGUGUUUUUGCGUGGGGAGGACGCCCCACCGCGCCCAAUAUCAUACAACAACCUGUUCUCCUUUAUCAGCUCAGACUCGGAGGCGGAUAUAUUUGAGCUACUCCCGGUCCAGACCAGCGCUCUGCAGUCUUCCUCAGGCAUCGCCGAGGUUGACCCCUCUGUUUCGCAAGUCUUGUCGGAGUUUGCUUCGCUUUUUGACCUUCCUAAAGAGCUACCACCGGCUCGACGAUGGGAUCAUCGUAUCCACUUACCCAACGGGACGAAACCAGUUAACGUGAGGCCAUAUCGGUACCCGUAUUUCCAAAAGGCAGAAAUUGAGCGGCAGAUUGUCGAGAUGCUCAAUCAGGGGUCAUACAACACAAUUAGAAUGCACGUCGAUGACAUUUACAAGACUGCUUUCCGCACGCACGAGGGCCAUUAUGAGUUCCUCGUCAUGCCAUUCGGUUUAACUAACGCGCCUUCAACUUUCCAAGCAGCGAUGAACAGUUUAUUCCAGCCAUUCCUACGUCAGUUUGUGAUCGACUUUUUCGACGAUAUUUUGGUCUACAGUACCACUCCGGAAGACCAUCAGCGGCAUCUUCGUCAAGUCCUCCACAUUCAGCAGGAUAACACUCUCUUUGUGAAACAAUCGAAAUGUGCUUUUGGAGUCCACACCAUCGACUAUCUGGGUCAUAUAAUAUUAGCGGGAGGGCUCCACGCUGACCCGGCGAGAUUAGAAGCAAUGGAUGCGUGGCCCGUGCCGACAUCUGUGAAGCAGCUCAGGGGGUUUCUUGGCCUUACGGGCUACUACCGAAGAUUUGUUAAGAAGUAUUCUCUUAUUGCUUCGCCUCUUACCGAGCUCCUUAAGAAGGAGGCUUUCCAAUGGACUGAUGCAGCCGCCGAGAGCUUCACCGCACUUAAAGCCGCCAUGUGCUCGACCCCGGUCCUCCGUCUUCCGGACUUUGAAUUGCCAUUUUGUCCUGGAGACCGAUGCCUCUGA